AUGUGCCACAUUCAGCCUCAGUCCCGCGGGACCGGAAAUCAGAGGUCAUCUACCGACGUCCCAGGAUCCCGUAUGGAACACGACAAUAACUUGUCACCGCACAUGAACACGCGUGCAAGUUUUGUCAGCGAUUCACCUUCGUCGCUAUUUCGUACAGGAAUAACAGGAACUGGUGCCAUUGACUCUAGAGCCUCCUUUGUCGUCCGUAAACUAAGGUAGGGAGUUGUAAUGAUCAUCCUCAUUGCAAUCAGUCAGUUCGAAUAAGACUGUUCUCACGGAGGGACCAGACCACACCCCAACGGGUUCGUGGAAAUUUGGCUAAUUUACAGUAACUUUGUUGGCUCUAACUCUUCCUCUUAUCCACCUUAACCUGAAAAAAUAUAAACUUGAAUUAUCACAUAUUUUGGCAUUAAAAAGUUAAAUUAUGACGUCAAACUUGCCGACGUCAUUCAUACGUAAAUUUUAAACUUAAACUCUCCCAUUUUUCCCCAUGUUACCAGAAAACCAUUGAUAAUUUCAUAAUUCGACAUUUUGCGUCAAACACACACUUAUAAUAACCUGGUCUGCAUUUGAAGUCUGUCUGUUGGGUUGACGUUCAAGAAGUGAAAAGAAAUGUAAAAGACACGGGUUGGCUUGGCCCCACCGUGCUAGGGUUGAGCUAAUCGGACGAUUUCACUAGGGUCAGUUUGAUAAGUCUUCUUCAGGUUGUUUGUUCUUCUGCCAAUGGUUGAGUUCAAUACCUCUCCAUUUCAUGUAUCUCUUAGCAACAUCUUUAAGCGCAAUCUACGCCACCUUUGAUUACGCAUUCACCAUUAGAAUUGACUUUACGAGUACAACAGCUGGUUUGGCAAGUCUGGCAUCCUAUGUACAACUGACUAAGCCAAGGUUUUUUUUUUCGAUUACUUUUCCCCAAACGUUUGUCCUCCUAUAUGAGGAUACUUUCAUUAUUCAUUAUAUAUGACUCUUAUUUUACCUUAUCAUUAGCCUUGGAGCAAGCUCUCCGGGGCGCUCCUUCCCACUACGUCUCUGGAAUUUGAAUUCUACUGAGCUGUCUCAGUUUUCCGCCAAUCAGCGCGAAUGUAAACAAACAUUGAAAAGCACGUGUCAAGGGUAAUGACGUCAUUACUAAUGUCAUCUCCGCUAAUAAGCAUUCCGCAUCGACUUUUUCGAUACAGAUGUUCAAAUUCCAGAGACGUAGUUGCAACUGAGUUCUCCUUCCUUUUCCAACCCCUCUGCCAUAGCGCGCCGGAGAGCUUGCUCGCAAGCUAACUCAUCAUAUCCUGGUUUAAAGGAUGGAUGCAUGGGGCCAAAGUAUGAGCUCCAGGUAUUUGCUUUGCGAUACUUAGUUUCUUGUGUCCGAAUGCUGAUUUUUAUGAGAGAUUGUUUUUAGAUUUCUCGAGGCUGAAACGCCAUACAAAAGGGCUCUUUGCCUGUUAUUGAGUUUCCACUGCCUUAGCUAUGUAUAGCGCGGUAAUGAAAUAUUAUAACAGUAAUUUUUCAGAUCCGGAAAUGCUGGAUUUUGUAAAUUAAUUAUUAACUUCACCUCGAUUCGCCCGAAAAUUCAUUAAAUCAUGGAGGUGUUCGAUAUAUAAUAACGAACCCUCGAUAUAACGAAAAAAAUUUCCCCUGUCUCUUGACACUUCGUUAAAUCGAGUUUCCACCGUAAUAGCCACAGCCUUAAAUUGUUAUAACUCAUCAAAACAUCGUUAAAGUCAUCUUUAAUGGCUUAUAACUCAAACACGAUUCAGCGAAACCCACCGACAUUGCAACUGAUAUAAAAAGGUCUCUUUAAAGGAAAACCUCUGUAAGACGGACACCUAGUGUUGGUCCCUGCCGUUUUUCAGUCAUUUUACUGUAACUAUACUCUCUAUAAGACGGACACCUCUCUAAGACGGACAACGAACGCUUUUCAAACCAUCAACGGACAAUUGAGAAGUGCUUUAUGUAGAGGGAAACCACCUCAGACCAGAAAAGGAGGUGCGUUGAGACCAAGAAGCGGUGAACGUAUACUUGUCAUGAACGUUUGAUCAUGAUUGCACAAUAAGAAAAUAGUUCCACUUUCCUGUUACAAUGUUCCAGUCAUAAUCUGUUUGGAACAAGUUAAACAGACGAGGUCGUGUGUUCAUUGCUAAUAGGUACAGCUUUCCUGGUAAAGCCACGUUACCCCGAAUCUCCGGAAACCUCUCUAAGAUGGACAGUUAGUGCCGGGGCCCGAAGGUGUUCUUCUUAGAGAGAGUCAACUGUGGGAGUUUUUAAGCAAACGUUAAUAAAACAAUUAUGUCUUGAGGUCACAGAGCCAUCUUAAAUUUUAUAAAAGGUUUUAAAAAGUUCUUUAGUUUAAUAGUGCUGAUAAAAUCGACUGAUAUAUAACGUGACUGAUUGACCGGGUAAUGUAAUUUAUUGCAGGGUACGGGAUACUUCUGACAAAAUAGAAACUUGGGACGACCUACUAGAAGCGGGAGAAAAACCACCUUCUAAUUCCCAGGGUCCAUGGCCGGGAAUGGCGCGCAGUGGUGCAGCUAAUGAAGCUGGUGCGAGAGGUGGAGUUACAAGAACAAGUUUUCUAAACACAGCUGGCUGGAAGAUGUCCUUUGGUGGAAUGAGACAUAGGUACGUCUAGGGGCUAUUAAUACAACACCGAGGUGACUUUCAAUUUUGAGUUUACUCCAUUCGUUAUAUAUUUCUCCAUAUUUUUUUUUACAUGAUACCAAAACGACAUUUCAUUUCCGUUCAUUCCCUCCGGAAUGAGUUCAUUCAGCGUUUCAAUCGGAGUGAAAUGCUCGUUCUUAUGCCAACUUCAUUCCGGUAUCAUGUAAACUCAAAACGAACUUUGAUAUGAAUUGAACAUCAAACAUCGUGUAGUCUGGGAUGAAUAGCGCAUGAGUACCUGAUCUGGCGCAAAAACCACGUGAGGGAGAACGCCUUAAGCUAAGCCGGUCUAUUUAAACACGUGAAUAUAACUUAUUCGUACUUCAUUCCGGAGCGAAACUCUCCGGAAUGAAAGUAAUUUCGGUAUCCUAUUAACAUCCCCUUAAGACCGCUGGUCGGCGAAAGCAUUCUCUCUUCUGGUCGAAAUUCUCUCUGCUCGCCCGCGCACUUGCAUAUCAUUCCCGCUCUAAGAAUUCCGAGCAACGUUAUAAUUUGAACCGGUUAUGCUUUCAGACGAUAUGGAAUCCUGCAGUCAUUGGUAAAUCAAACCCAGAACGUUGCAACUGUUGAGCAGACGCCUCUGUGGCACCAAGUGGCCACAUCUGAGAAAAGUAAGAACUUGAGCCGCAGAGGUUUUAUGUAUUAUAAUAGGGGUGGGGGGAGGGGGAGGGGGAUUUACCCCGGGGGAAGGGUGUGGUUGUUUAGGAAUGUUUCGGGGUGAGUGCGUCGCGCUAGAAUCCGGGAACCCCUUCCAAUAACCAACUAAUCAACUGCAACUUUUACAAUACAGUAAGUAGUAAUAGUUGACACUAGAGCUGCCCCCGCUUUGUGUAUUACCGGUCAAUAGUAUUCUUGCUCGUUGUGUAGCUCUUUGAAAUAUACCAAUUCGUAUUGAAGAUUUUCACACAUAUUCCAUACAAUAGGUGAGAGUAAAACAGCAAACGCAAGGUUCCAUACUCUGUUUCAGUUCGAUUUACACAGCUUUGAUGAAAACAUUCGCAGUUUCGAGAAUAGUUUAUUCUAAACCAUAAGAAACUAUUUAAUCAGAAGUUGGAAGUUGCCACUAUUUCUCCUUCUUUUUUUACAUACAGUUCAUUUUAUUUGCCGGAAAGUAAGCCUUAGAAAUUCAAAGCUUUAAUGAAUUCUGGUUGGCGCUUUCUAGUCUUUGUUACUUUAAACUUUAUGAAAGGAAAUCUGUGAGCUGGGAAUAAGUCAGCAUAGAAUUCGUUUGUUGGCAAAUUCCUGUAAUCGUCCAUCGUUCUGCUAGUGAUAAGCUACCCGUUGACUCACUCGUCUUGCUUGUUUGCAGUUAUUCCCCCAAAGAGAGAGAAAGAGUGUCUAGCAACACAUUGUUUCCAACGAAAGAUUUUUGAACUCGCUUUGGCAAACUCUCCAAGUGUUCAGAUAUACACAGUUGUGCGGAGGCUAAAAUUUGCCAGUUAGGACCCCUCUAUAAAGAACCUGUUUAGCCUAAAAAUUUGAAACAGGUUAUUAUUUUUCUACAAUUGUUUGAAAAAAUUUUGUACUCUUGUGCAAAUAAGAUAUUUUAGUCAACAUUCUGAAUCCUAAUUGGAGACAUCGGGGCAGGUUGUCUGUUAGCUGCGUGAUAAAGUAGCUUAUUAAAUAUUUUCAAAACUGUUAGCCUGCGUAGCAGGCGUCGAAAGGGGUAGGGGGUAGGGGAUAGGGAGGAAGGGAAAAAGGGGAGGGAGAUUGGGGAGAGGGGGAGGGGACGCCUGCUCUAAGAACCCCCUUUUGUUCAUAUCUGCGGACGCUGGCGUCCGCAAAUUCCUGAUUGGCUGAGCCGUAAUGAGUAACAUAUUGAAAUGCGCGUUUCACAAAUCAACAAACAGUCGAGAUGGCAGCGGUAGACGUGGAUGUCGUAGAGAGUGCUUUGAGAGAUGUGAAUUUAUCUAGUGGUAGAGAAACUGUUUUAAAACCAGAGCAAGAAUCAUCAGUAAGGGCUCUUUUACCCGACAGAGAUGUUCUGGCGGUUUUGCGGACCGGAUACGGCAAGAGUUUAAUUUACCAAAGGUUUGUACGCGAGAAGAACUACGAGCUAAAUGGUAAUGCGGCGAUUCUCGUCAUUUCGCCACUGAAAAGUAUUAUCGAAGACCAGUUGCAGGAGAUGGAAUUGUUGGGCUACCCAGCGAAAGAUUUAGCCAAUUUAUCGAACGAUGACAUUCGCCGAAGUAACUUAGCAAUAAAAGAGGGUGGUUUUACCUCAUGCCAAACUGCUGCUUAUUCCAAUAAAGUUGUUUUUAUCUGCUGGGUAGAUUAUGCUCCGGAAGGUUCUGCAUUUAUACUGAGCAAAUGUUAUUUUAGCCGCAUGUUUCACUCUGAGAGGUCAUGACAUACAUAUCGAUUGACUGUAGUUAUUGUUUUCUGGUCGGCAGGAUUUGCCCUCUGAUGCAAGCGCAAUUUCUUUGACCUCUUUUGAAGCGUAAAGCUUUUUUUAUUACGGCUGAAUAAGGGUUCCAAUUUUCUCCAAAGUGCCUUCUAGAUCUGAAUAACUAAGCGAAUUUCUUUAGUCCGUGAGUGUAAUGUUUUUCUGCAAUGGCGAGUGUAGCGACACUUGAUUGACAGUAAGCGUAAUCGGAUUACUAGAAAAUUGGUAGGCGUUAUGCAAAAACAUAGGCUCUUAGAGCAGGCGCUCCCUUCCCUUUUCCCUUUCUCCCUCCCCCCUCCUCCUCCCCUUUUUGCGCCUGCCACGCAGGCUAAAAACUGUUUGCACUUAUCCCGGCAAGUGACUGUCCCCCCUUCCCUAAAAGUCAAGUAAUAGUCCCAUUGCGGGAGGGACGGAACACGCAACGCCCUCUUUGUACGCGUGGCAAUUUUGUCUUUUCUCCACAUACACGCUACUAAGAAAUAUAUUGGGCUUUGCACAGGCAGCCCAAUAACUACCAGCUUAGCCUGGUUCAGGCUCUAAGUUAGUGAUAUACAAAGAUCGUUAAAACUGAUACGAUAAACCCUCGGGGGCUAUUAGGCUUUGACCUUCUUCUCGCUACUGUUUGAGAGGCUGGCACUGGCUACUAAACCAUUCAGAGCGGAUAUUCAAGUCGUUUUUGAUGAUCAUUUGUAGGCCUGGAAUAGAUUUCCAAAAACAGUUCAAUAUAAUAGCCCUGAAAGAACAAUUUAGAUUAUGUUUCUUUUUUCUUUUAUAACCUGUGUAGAUGCUAAAGACAAUGGAAACAGUGGCACAUUUACCAAGAGAAGGUGACUAGAUGUUAAUUGUAAUAAAUAAUAUGGACACUCACAGGUCGAUGAGGUCUUAGUGGAGCUCCAUGGGCGCGCUUUGCGCCCGCGAGCGUAGCUCCAUACCUAAGAAAAUGAGGUAAUCUACCCAUCCAAGAAAUUUUGGUAAUCACGUGACCGGAAGCCGUCCGUCCGCACCACGGUUUACCAAUGUAAAAUAACUAAAUCAUCAUGCAUGGCAGACAAAUUGCGUAGUCCCACCCACACCUGGAAUUUCUGUAAUUUUUCAGCUUUGUUGGGUACCCUCUGGAAAAGAUACUUACGUAAAACAGUUGUUCCACUAUAUUUUUAUGCGAAAGAUAUUUUUUUUCGAUAAAAUGAGAAAAAUCUUUCCAUUUAUGUUAAUACGGUGUCUGAUGAACUCAAGGACGUUCUCAGCUAAUAAUUAACCAUACAGGCGAACGGAUACCUUACACUUUUGACUACACGAAUAAUGUCAUCUGCAAAAGAACCAUUUAGAUUCAAACUAAACACCACAUGAUCGGGCUUUCGCUCUUUACACUCAACUGUAAGUGCUCUCCUUGAAGCUACUUAUAAUUAGGCCUUUAAUAUCGAUCGUGGUAAUGUUAAUAAUGCUAUGGUUUUUCUUGAUUUAAAAAAGACAUUUGACACUGUUGUACAUGAUAUCCUUUUAUCUAAAAUGAACCUUUACGGAAUGCAAGGAAUUGGUCUCGAUUGGUUUAGAUCGUAUCUGACAAAUCGUACACUACGAUUUCUAGUUAAUGGUUCCUUUUCUAGAAUCUGUUCACUUCAAUGAGGGGUACCUAAGGGAACAAUUCUUGGUCCCCUUUUAUUUCUUAUUUAAAUCAACGAUUUACCAAACUGCCUAACUUCAUGCCAGCCUAGGAUGUAUGCUGAUGACACGCACAUCACUUAUGCAGAUGUUGAUGUGAAUUCAAUACAGCUAAAUUUGAAUCACGAUUUAGGUAAUCUAAACAAAUGGCUUUUUUCCAACAAACUUACUUUGAACACUGCUAAAACUGAAUUUAUGCUAAUUGAAUCAAGACAAAAAUUGAGUACUUUUGUCGAGCCAACCAGCCGAGCUCUCGAUUGAUAAUGUUCCGAUAGAAAAAUCGCUUGCAUGGAAUAUUUAUUGAUGAAAAUCUACGGUGGCAAACGCACAUCGAUAAAUUAUCUAAGAAGAUCGCUUCCGGGAUAGGAGCAAUUAAAUUAAAAGAAUUAGAGAUUUUGUUCCAACGCUUACUCUCCAUUGUACAUACAACGCUCUCAUUCAAUCUCAAUUCGAUUAUUGUAAUAUUGUGUGGGGUAAUUGUGGAAAACCUUUGUUUAACAGGCUACAGUAGCUUCAGAACCGUGCUGCUCGUGUUCUAACCUUUUCUAGAUAUGAUGCUGAUGCCAACCGCUUAUUUAGACAACUUAAUUGGAAAGACUUGAGCACUCAGUUUCAAAUGAAAAAAGCCCUAAUGGUUUACAACUCUUUAAAUGAUCUUGUUACAGGAUAUUUAUCCUCUAAAUUUGUUAAACGAUAUGAAACGCGCUACUCCCUAAGGGACUCUGUUAACAAAGUAAUUGUCCCGUUCCCGCGAACUAACUUCAUGAAGAACAGCUUCAAUUAUAGUGGAGCAGUUCUCUGGAACAGUCUGCCUGGUGAUAUGACUGAGGCUAAAUCUUUAACUCAAUUUAAACGAUUGGCUCAUCUAAAUUUCUGUUUUUUAAAGUACUGUACGUGUACACGGCACUCAUGAAAACCAGGUCUUAGUUAGAUUAGUUGUAGACAGUUUUGCGUAUUGUUUAGGGUAGUUAAGUUUAUUUAUAAUUUUUUAUACUCCUGAUGAAUUUUACCGUGUUUAAAUAAAGAAUUUUUCUAUUCUAUUCUAGACCCCCUGGAAAUACCCCCACCCCUCGGAAAUUGCCUCCUUUUCGACCCCCCUCCCCUUGGAAUUUCCUUUGCCCUCAAGGGGGGGGUGGGUAAGGAUAUUUUCUGGAACUUAACAUUACAACUCGAGGCUAUUUUGGCGGGAAAUUGCCUAGCCACCAGCGUCUUGUGAAGCAGAGACAACUAAAGAGUCAAUCAAAACGAAAACGGAAAGCGGAAAUUAUUUCUAUAUUCGUGUUGUCUAAACUCUUAAACUUAGAUUAAUUGUCAUGUCCACAAAGACGGAGGAGAAAGACGGAGAAAGACGGAGGAAAAAAAACAAGUAAGCGACAGGCCAGCAAAGCUUAGCGAGAAAAAGAAAAAGAGCGACAGAGGGCUAGAGCUAGAGAUCAAAAACAAAAUUUAAAGAGACAUUUUUUGUUGGAAGAACAACAUUAAGGACUUUUAUCAACGGUGAGAAAAUGAGAAAUCCUAGCGACCUCAAAGGUGAAAAUGAGCAGCAGGGAAAAAAAACGUGGACAAGAACACGUACGGCAGUCCCUCCAUAAAGGUGACGUUACUCGGGACGAUUCGCAACGACAACUUUUAGCGCAACACAUCCUUGCAAUGUUGGAACAAUGUUGCCACGCUGUGUUACGCUAAAAAUCGUCGUAACGGUUACGAAUCGUCUCGUGUAACAUAACCUUGAACCCGCGUGUAACUGGGACGUUUCUGGAAGUUUCACGUUGUAGUUGUGGAAGGCAACGGCAAAGAAAUGUCCAAAAAAGUGUGCUGAAGGUGCAAAGUUUCUUUUUUUUGGUUAUUAAACCUAUUGUUGUUUUUUCACCGUUCUCUUUGCCUUUGCAGCUUAAGGUGAUGUUAAGGUGAUGUUACACGGGACAAUUUGCGACGACGAUUUUUAGCGCAUCACAUCCUGGCAAUAUUGGAACAAUGUUGUAACUAUUCGAAGCAAUGUCUCAACAAUGUUGCAACCUGUGUUGCGCUAAAAAUCGUCUUUGUGAAUCGUCCCGUUUAACAUCACCUUUCAAUUGCACGAUCUUAUAUUUUGUUUGAGCAAACUAAUUAUUAUCGAGAGCUUCGCUUUUUGUCCUGGCUAAAUAACAAUUAUUCACCGAAGUGGAGGUGGCUAGUCCUGGAUAUUUACCGAACUGCAAAGCAGUGAGGUAAAUAUCCACGACUAGCCACCGACAGGAGGUGAAUAAGCAACAACUAAAUCUUUAGCGCAUCACAAAAUGACGAUUUUUACAAACAUUGUUGUUACAAUUUUAGCUGUAGGCGGCUGCGACCAUCGCUUUUGUUCCGAACAUUAAAAAACAUUUGUUUGUUGCGCUUCAAAAAUCGUCUUUUUUUAUAAAAAAAGAUUAUUAAAAUCGUCCCGUUUAUGAACAAUCAACUAAAUUAAGCAAGCAUUGCAUUUGAUUUUAAACAAAAACGUUUUUUUUUUGAGCAAAAAAUACAAAGCUUUUAUUAUCGAAGAACUUCGUCACCUUCUUCGUUUUUGUCCUUUGUUUGUUUACGGCUAAAUCGAUAUAUUAGUUUGGCGUUUUCGGAGGAACUGGAGGUUGCCAAUCGGAUUGUCGCCCAAGGUUGCGGAUUGUCGCCCCAUGUAAGGGAAUUAGAAUCCUAGGGUUUCUGGAAUCUGGAUUUCCUUACAUUGGGCGAAAAAUGAUUUACUUUUAGGUCAUGAUGGGGUUAUGGUUAAAUUUGCUAAAAAUAAAUAUGACUGCCUCCCAAUACGUUUAUUACCCCCGCAGGGUUAAGAAAUCUCCUUCAAAAAUAGAGAACUCAUUGUCGGGCAUGAUGAGUGAGGAGUUUGAAAAGAUCCAGACCAAGUCCGCUGAGCGAGUCAGAAGCAGACUCAACAAACUAAACAGGUAGGAAAAUUAGCGUAAGCUGAGAAUUUUAAUAGAUUUAUUUGCUAUGUGCGAGACAAGAAACUGCUAAAUGAAUUGUUGGACUAAUGAAUUAAAAGGGUAUGUUCCGAGAGUAUUAAUAUUUCUUAGUAUGAUAAUAUUAUACUAGCUUGUUAGCAAGCGCACACUCUAGGGCGCUCUGGCGGCGGAGCGGGAAAGGGAAGGAGAGCCUGCAACUACAUCUCUGGAAUUUGAAUAUCUGGAUCGAAAAAGUCGAUAAAAAAAUGCUGAUUGGCGGAGAUGACAUUUAGUAACGACGUCAUUACUCUUGGCACGUGUUUUUCAGUGUUUGUCAGGCAUUUGCAGGCUAAGGGCUUUUUAUCCAAUAGGCGCUUAUACAACCGGGAUAGAAAAAGCGCUUCGAAACAAGCUAUAGCAGUGCUUAUUAUAUUAGGUUUUGUUUUUGUUUUUGUUAUAUUAGGCUUUGUUUUUUUUGUUUUUAAUUAAAGUUCGACACGUCAUAACAAAUCAAAUUCAAUUUAAGCUAUUAGCUACCGGCGAGUUUAUAUCCGGUGACGGGCUUAUAAUCGCAUGAUUUUUUCGCUUCCAGUCCGGAUACUAGUCUAAAACAUGGCGGAGGCGGGAGGAGGGGUUGGGGGAGGGGUCUUAUAAGCGGUUUAACGUAUAAGUCGUCAACUCCCUUUAUGAGUUUAAACUGGAAAGUUAAUUAGCGUCCAAUAUCUCAUUCGUGAUAGAUAAAGGGAACAAUCUGGCCGAUAAGAUUCGAUAUGAGGCAACGAUACCUUAUUUAUCCUAGAGUUUACGCUUAGUUAAUCAACUAGUUUACUAGUCAACGACCCUAGUUUAUUUUAAAAAUUAAAAACUAAAAAUGUGCAAUUAUAAUUCACAUAACCCUAAAGCUAAGAACUAAGAAUCGAUAAACGAUUCUUAAGUUCCAAGCAAUCCCUCUCUAUGGUAGUUACUAUAUGAGGUAUACUGAACCAGAAUAUUAAGCAAAACAACUCAACAGAGUUUUAAUCCAUCGUGGCAAAACCAACAAUCCCCGUUACUUGUGCGCACUACUAAUAAAAGAAAGCAACGCGAAAGACCGUUUUGACACGACGUCACGGCGUCCAUAUUAGAGUACGGGAAAAAAAGUCCUCUCGGGAUUGAACUCUUCCUCAUGUAAACGUUUUUCAAUUUUCAACAAAUUCGCAUUGUAGCUGAUCGCGUCAGUAAAAACGAUUUAUACAAUAACUGUCGAUCAGGUAUUUCAAAAUUUCACGCUAAUUUUUCCUAGGAAGGAGAGAGAAUCAUUUGUGAGGAAAGUAUUGGUUUUAGAGCCGUCUUCGUUGUACAAAGUGGAUUUAAAGCGAGUUCAGCAAACUGGCAGGGAUGUCAGUGAAGAUUAUGACAAAGAAGAUGUGAAAACAGCACGCUGGUGAGAAUAUAUACAGCAGAUAAUUUUUAACAUCUAGACGUAACGUUAGAUGAUUAGAUUUGCUUUGACAAUCAGCUUCCAAACACCAUACCAAAAGUGAACUCGAUGAGGCUCCCUCCCAUAUCCAAAAGUAGGCUUGAAGAAAAAAAUACAAUCGGCGACAAAAUUAGUUGAGACCAAGAGCCAUGCUCUAGUUGAGACACUAUGCAAUAAAGGGUCUUUCUAAGUUUUGCUAAUUUUAAAAAUGGGAAAUUAUCGCUUUCUCUACCCCACCCCGUCCAUGCAAUGUUAUGCUGUUGUUCAAGCCACCAGUAGAAAACAACAAACAGACAAACACCGUGACUUUGAAUGGAUGGGAGAGGGGAGGGGUGUGGAUUGAUUUGUUCUCCAAAGUUUAAUGACAAUGUCUUAACAAUUUUGUGGCCGAUUGUGGGUAGUUUUCAACGUUUCUUAUUCUAAAGACAUUUUGAGUGCCUACUUCGUUGCUAUGAAGUAUGAAGAGACACCGAAGAGAAAUGAAUUACUUCCACUUAAACUAUGCUUAUUGCCUACUAUGCAUGCAGGUUCCAAGAUUUAGAACGAGAGGCUCAAGAGCUUGGACUUCAAAGAGAAAUUAAAGUGAUUUGCUUGUUUAGCAAGUUGUAUCCAUUUGCAAUUGACGACGUGACAACUAUUCCUUUCGCCCAGGUUUGUUUUAAUAUGUAAGAUUUAAGGCGGUCUACUGUACGAUCACUAAACAAAACAUUCAAAAAUUAUUUGACGUUUACAGAAACCUCAAAGCGUGAUAUUCAAGUACAACAAUUCCUCAAGUUGCGAAAUGAUUAAGUAAGAGCUUUGGAAAACAAGACCCCCUAAAUGUAGGUACAUUGGGCUGCUGCCCUGCCGAACAUAUUAAUCUGGAUAGACAGAAUAGCUUUAAAGCAAUAUUAGACAAAACACAGCUAAUUAAUUUCAUCAAAGCUCUUCAAUGAAGUCGUGGGUGACCCCGGGCACACUCUUCACAAACUCCUUCCUUCCAAGAAUUCAGCAAAUUACUUUCUAAGGAGGAAUCGGAACUUUGCCUUACCUUUGUGCAAGACCAAUCGAUGCAAAAAAUCUUUCAUUUUUAGUCACGUUUUCUGGGCUUAGUAGUGUUUAAUUAGUUAGUUAUAGUAGCAAUUUUAUACUUUUUACCUUUUUAUUGUUAUAUUUUAUAUGAAUUUUUUUUAAUUGUAAUGUCCUUUUAUUGUAAUGUCUUUCGUAAUUCAGCCUAUGGCUGCAAGGUAUUAAGACAAUAAAGCAUCUAUCUAUCUAUCUAUCUAAUUAAAAACUUAUGUUCACCACUGAACAAAACAAAAUGUCCUAUUUUAAUAAAUACAGGACGAGGGUAAUAAUUUUCGGAAGUUCCAGUUAGAUCAAUUUAGUCACGUUAUACUGUCAUGUAAUAUUUUGGUUGCUGAAGGAUUUGGAUUGGGGUACAAUGUGGAAAUGUCCCAGUUAAAAAUAAUACCUGUCUUUUUUUCUCGUUUCAAAAGGUUUAUUUGUUUAUUUAUAUUUUUAUUCAUAUUGGUAGAGUCGACGAUUUCCAUUCUUCUUGUUUAAAUCUGAAAUGACCCACCCUCACCCAUCCUCCGCCAUCAAUAGUCAAAAGAUUGGCCCCAACGAGACACGCAUCUUCUUCUGGGAGAUCCGUCCGCCAUUUUUGUGUUCAUGGGACCUCGAUGACGAAGCACAAUUUUGUAUUGGGCUUUGCCACAGGCAGCCCAAUGAUGAUUGCAACACCAAAUACCAUUGUCAGGCUCCUGCAUUGUUCUAUUUUUUGUAGGCUAAGCUUUGUCUGGUCGUCCAGUCCCUCCCAAUCUAUGAACUAUGCUCAUUACCAAUGAUGGAUGCAUUGAAGGUCAGCGAUCAUUAACUUAUUUCGGCCGAGAAUAAAUGAUUUUAUGCAGCUAGUUACACCGUCAGGCUAAUGUUUAAUCGUUAGAGGGGGUACAUUACGAACGAGACCUCGACUACUUAUUAUUUAAUUCAGUACAGGCCUGAUUGCAGGUCUCUUUUUCUCCAGCUUCAACACGAAAUAAGUUUCUGCUUUAAAUGUAGUUUUCAGAAUUCAGAGCAUUCAUCCAUGGGUGAUUCGAUCAAUCUUUCAUUGCCUUGGCCUGCAUAAAAUGGAUUGAUAAUAACUGAGGCGCAAGUCCUAGUUCAUUUUGUAGUUGCUUUCACUGUCUUGAUUCACCACGACUAUUACUCUAGUGAACAUCUUUAAUAUUCCCAUAUAACAGGAAAGGAGCUCGAGUGUGUGACAACUUUUCUUUCCUUUUUUAUCUUUUUUUCUUGGAUUAAGCGGACACUGGUGAAAGAGUUCCUCUGCUUUAAGGGUUAUGUCAUGGCAAGUUUGCAAUUUUUUUCAAAGCUGAGCUAAAUUUCCUCAGUCUCCUUUUUUUAUGGUCGGAAAUCUAAAAAAAGAGAAAGCAAAUGAUUCUCUGACGGAAAACAGAGCAUGACCAGUUUUUCAUCAUUUUUUAACAGUUCAGUAGUUUUUGCAAAGAAUUUUGUUUUUCAAGUUACAGUAUGUUGCAUCCAAGCCGUCGAAAACCUUCAAGAAACACGCACUUGUAUAUGAGAUAUGAUGGCGUAGUAGUUUUAAUUAGUAUAUACUAAGACAUUGGAUAGAGUCGCGCGCUCUGAUUGGCUACUCAACCUCCCGGUAUCCAGUGCUAUUCACUGAUUCACCUUCAUUCACUGCGACGCCAAACUCGCGUAAGUUACGAGCAUAAUAGCUUUCCGGUACUUUACUGCCGAAACAAACAAAGAAACUUCACAAAUAAUCAAACAAGCUGUUACCGGAAUACACGAAGAAGGUGACGAAAUUCGGUUUGGAAGUUUAAAUUAAACAGGUGAAGCUUUGACAUGAAUUCAGCCAUGAAACCAGUGAAAAAGUUUUUUGUUAUGCAACUGGAGUCUUGCGUUUCUUUAUUUACUAGCUGUCAUGUUCAUAAAACGAGGCUUAAAACUACAUUUAAUAGGUUUUUACAGAAUGUUUUCAGACACAAAAAGAAUCACGACUCCUUUUGAAGAAAUUUCCCUGGCGCGCAAGAGCUUAACUUGACAAAUGCAAUGCCUUCCAAAAUUUUAUUUGUCUGCCAGAAGACGAGACGGCCGUUCGGUCAUUGCGCUCAAUUAUCUCACUGUUUCAGUGUAUUCUAAUAUCCACCACUACUAGCCACCUCCAUUGUUAUAUAGAACUGAACCAUUAUCUCAUUAUUAUUAUUAUAUUAUUAUUAUUAUUAUUGUUGUUGUUAUUAUUGCUAUUAUUAUUCAAAGUUAUGGUUUUAUUGUAAUACUAAAAGAUCAUGACAAAACUUCUUUAAAUAACAGUUCUUCUUCUUCUUUUUCUUUCUUAUUCUUUACAUUUAGUUUCUUCUUGUGAAUAUACUGAACACCUCAACAGGAACGUUCGACGAAUGGAUGAAUCAAAGGAAACUUUUGCCUGCAGUCAAGUCUAACUGA
Molecule: messenger RNA, 14521 nt
Organism: Porites lobata
Lineage: Eukaryota; Metazoa; Cnidaria; Anthozoa; Scleractinia; Poritidae
Source: the annotation of a GenBank genome assembly